This is a messenger RNA of Botrytis cinerea B05.10, 1885 nucleotides long. It is a transcript of the gene Bchox4, whose product is annotated as Bchox4. The record is from RefSeq and is a predicted model, not a curated record. Gene Ontology annotation, molecular function: DNA binding. NCBI's taxonomy places the organism in Eukaryota, Fungi, Ascomycota, Leotiomycetes, Helotiales, Sclerotiniaceae. Bases 233 to 1720 code for a protein of 495 amino acids. The transcript is spliced from 5 exons.
GAGUCGAUGUUGAGGGCAAAGUGACAUCGAUCUUUUUGGUCCACCUUGCUUUGUUUAUCUCAGCUUUCAGAAACGUAUUAUACAAUGUCAGCUUCGUCCAUGUCAUAUUACUAUGGCUAGCUCGGAAAAUUGCCUUUUGAUCUUGACCUGAAUAAUCUUCCACCUUUUUCUCUGUAAAAGCUCGACAUCUUUCGGUCUUCGCCAGCAACAGGGAACCCGUCCACGUUGUAUCAUGCAAUCAUCCCCAUCGACAAAGAUGGAAGUCGAUUCAGAACAACCGUUCGCAGAAACAGCCGCGCGUUGGAAUUGGAGCUUACCAGAGGAAGAAUGUCUAAUUCGGCUCAUUAAAAAGCACAAGAAAAGAGUUGAAGACGGUGAAAACCCCAAGGGCAAUCUCUUUGACGAGGUAUCCAUCGAGCUCAAUGAACUAGGAUUUGGCAUACAAAGAACUGGUACCGCGUGUGACCAGAAAUGGCGUCGAAUUUGCAACAAAAAUUCGACGCUGCGGGCCGCAGAUGCAUGGAAGGAUGACAAAGAUUUAGAUGCUGACUUCGAUGUCGCCGAACAUUCUACUUCAUGUGAGGAUGAAGCUGAUGGAGUUUUCACUAGCAUGGCCGACGAAAGUCAAAAGCGAUUUUGCAAGCCAUGGACUGAGGAAGAAUCCAGAAUUCUCUACGAGGAAAUCAAAACUUUUACGGAAUUGAGAGCUCAAGGAGGUUUACCAAAGUCCACUGCAGUGGAACUUUUCAAUCAUGUAACGCCAUUACUCAAAUUGAAAGGCUGUGUUAGAACCCCGCAGGCUUGUCAACGAUAUUGGCGCUCCACUGGUAGCGAGUUGUGGAACUACGAUGAGCGAGCUUUCGGUGAUUUUAAGUUGCUUGAUGUGCGCAGCGCAAAGUCUACCAAGCCAUCUUCUGAAAGCAAUGAUAGAGCAGUAGUGGAGGACAAAUAUCCAAGAGGAACGCUCAGAAAAGAACAAAAAAUUGCACUAAAUCAACUAGCUGAGCAGACACUAAGCCCUACCACGGAGCAAGAGGAGAGGCUCGUGAAAGAUCACAGCAUCAGUGCUUUCCAGAUUUCGACCUAUUUCGCAAAUAAGAGAUCCUGUCAAAAGAAGGAAACAGCAAAAAAUGCGGUAGACCAGGAAAAUCCCAAACGGAAGCAAUUUGAAAGAUUGGCCGAGGACAUCGCUGAUGGUAACGAGUCGGUUGUUGCUCGAGCAAAUCGUGUUUCGAGAAAUGCAAAGAGACCCAGAAUGUCAAGUUCCUCCCAGAUAGCAUUCAACAAUGAUGGAAGUAGUGCUCAGCUACGAUUAAGUACCGAAGAAGAUUAUAUUCGAAAGUCUUCUACCUCGUCACUACUUCCCAAACCUGCCAGAUUGUACACACCCAACACAGAGUUUAUAGGAUCGAAUGCCCCUAUCGAAAACAACAAUUCACCUCUGAGCCCCGAAAACACCAUGGAGAAUACACCAAAUUCAGAUGACGAGGCUGGAUUCAAAGAAAUGCAAGAAAUGGUGCUCGUUCAGCGUCGCAGAAUCGAGGAAAGAAUUGCAGCAUCGAUUGAUAGAAGAAAGCAACUGGAGUUAGAAACCAUUAGACAUCAGACUAGGGCGGAUAUGGAGCGAGAGGCGGCGGAAGGAACCCAGAAAAAAGUCGACGAGGAACUCAGGGUCGAGGCUCGAUUGAGGACUAGACUCAAUCAAAUCGGAAGCUUGUAGAGUAGAGGACAGGAGAACAUUUUCACGCGUUAUUAGCAUUGAUUCGCCUUUGCGCUGCGAGAGCUCUCCUCUUUUGCAAUCAACUUAUGAAGGGAUCGCUGUAUGUAAUUAGGACGGAAUAGUAGAUGCAGUUAAUAAUAAUACAAUAAUGGAUUCACAAGUUCA